AUGUCCAUCUUGUUUAGCCUAUUAUUCAAAAAAUUAACUUUCUCGUCACUACUUAUGUUGCUCAAAACGAGACGACACACGAAGGCAAAAUCUGUUAAAAAAGAAGGUUCUAUAUUACCUAUUUCCGUUGCUGCUUCAGAAAAGCUGCGAACCAAUGUUCUUUCACUAAUGAACAUUGAUGAAAUUUCACUUAUAGUCAAGCAAGACGAUUUGAUUCUUAAAUUAGGCAGCAAGCCUAUAACCAAACAUGACCAAGAUCCUCACUUGAGUGGCUACAUAAGCCAAAAAAUGAGAGAACUAGCACGUUUUUUAAUUGAGAUAAGAAAAAUCUGUCCAGCAAUUCAAAACUUAACAGAGUGUAUAAAUCCGAUAUAUUUUCCGAAAGAUUACUUAUGGAAUACCAAGUCUUGCUCUCAAAAUUGGGCAUUCCCUUAA
Messenger RNA from Spodoptera littoralis (African cotton leafworm), 435 nucleotides. NCBI's taxonomy places the organism in Eukaryota, Metazoa, Arthropoda, Insecta, Lepidoptera, Noctuidae. The record is from the annotation of a GenBank genome assembly.